Molecule: messenger RNA, 1282 nt
Organism: Schistosoma margrebowiei
Lineage: Eukaryota; Metazoa; Platyhelminthes; Trematoda; Strigeidida; Schistosomatidae
Source: the annotation of a GenBank genome assembly
AUGUUAUCUCAGGAAUUAGUUAGUUAUCUUUACUUCAGUGAUGCGGAAUUUACUAAAGUAUACUUUAUUUACACACCAUUCAGGCGAAAUGAAUUAAUUGCACGAUAUAUCAAGCUUAGAACGGGCAAAACUAGGACAAGAAAACAAGUAUCAAGUCAUAUUCAAGUGUUAGCACGUCGACGAUCAAAAGAAUCGGCUGAAUAUUCAUUCGAUGAUAUUUAUGAUUCAGAUUUAUGUGGUUUCUCCCCAUCUACAGAUAUUCAUGAAGAUAAUGAGCAAUCAAACUUUAGUGUGGGAAAUUCGAAUUCUAAACUAGAAAAGAAUACAUCAUUUAGCGUUGAGACAUUUUUAUCACAAGUCACCUCUCCUGAAUAUACAGAUUUGAAAAAGUUAAAUAUUUCUAAUCAAUUAAGUAUUAUUCAAACGGAUCAAAUACACCUUAUGUAUUAUGAUUUAUACAUGUGUAAUUCUGCUCAGGCUCAUCAUUCUACAAAUGAACAAGCUUUGAUUAUACUUAACUCAUCCUCACCAAUUAGUGUAGUUCACUCCCAAAUGGAUUCAAAUCAAUCUGAUAUUAUACCUCAACAUAUUGAUAUAAAUUGGCCACAUAUUCUUAGAAAUCAACCUGAAAAAUGUUUUAUUAUGAAUUUGAGGAUUGAUUUGCCAGUUGCUAACCAUUUGAUGUGUAAUCCAUUUUUAUCCACAACUAUUAUAUUCAAGAGUAUUUGCUCUAGAAAAAAAUCUCUAAAAUUAUCUACAAAAAUUUUCACAUUCAACCAACUUAUCACAGAGACAGAAACUAAUUUAAAAUUACUGGAAAAUAACCAAGAAAAUAUUUAUAUUAGUCAACGAAAAUUGGAAUCAUAUCUUACAGAAUUAUUGACAAAUCUUUCAAAAUUAGAUUCUGAAGAACUUAUAAAUUUGGCUUUGGAAAGUACAUAUUUAUUACAGCUUGUAUAUGAUGAUGAAACUAAUUGUCCAAUGAUUGGAUUUAUUAUACUAUUAAAUAUGUCAAGAGUUGAUCAUAUGAAACCACAUCAAAUAAUUUGUUUUUCAUAAUUUCAUUUCAGUUUAUUUUCUUUAACACUUUUCCUUAUAGUGUAAUGUUUUCUUUUUUAUUAUUAUUAUUACAAACUGUAAUACAUAUAUCAAUCUUAUGCAUCGUUUUAAUUUAAUCAUAAAAUUUUAUAUUCACUUACUGUUUUUCUUGAAUUAUCUCCUAAUCUUCAAAUCAAUUUUUAGUAUUACAUUAAAUCAUAAUCGUUUUCUUUAUUUAUCCAUG